Peromyscus maniculatus bairdii (prairie deer mouse) is the source of this 2693-nucleotide messenger RNA. It is a transcript of the gene Gbx1, whose product is annotated as gastrulation brain homeobox 1. NCBI's taxonomy places the organism in Eukaryota, Metazoa, Chordata, Mammalia, Rodentia, Cricetidae. Gene Ontology annotation, molecular function: RNA polymerase II transcription regulatory region sequence-specific DNA binding; DNA-binding transcription factor activity, RNA polymerase II-specific. Gene Ontology annotation, biological process: regulation of transcription by RNA polymerase II; regulation of nervous system development. The record is from RefSeq and is a predicted model, not a curated record. Gene Ontology annotation, cellular component: nucleus.
UUCUGCGCUGGGCUGGGCCAGGCGGUGCCCUCGAUGGUGGCGCUGACCACUGCGCUGCCCAGCUUCGCAGAGCCCCCCGAUGCCUACUACGGACCCCCGGAGCUCGCCGCUGCCGCCGCCGCCGCCUCUACCGCCUCACGAAGCAAUCCCGAGCCCGCGGCCCGGCGCACGGAGGGAGCGCUGGACGCCGACGAGCUGCUGCCGGCGCGCGACAAAGUGGCUGAACCCCCGCCGCCCCAGCCACCGCACUUCUCAGAGACUUUCCCGAGUCUGCCGGCAGAGGGGAAGGUGUACAGCUCUGAUGAGGAGAAGCUGGAGGCCCCAGCAGGAGACCCCACAGGCAGCGAACAGGAGGAAGAGGGCUCAGGCGGUGACAGCGAGGACAGCUUCCUGGACAGUUCUGCAGGGGGCCCAGGGCCUCUUCUGGGACCUAAAUCGAAGCUGAAGGGAAGCCUGGGGACUGGCGCUGAGGAGGGGGCACCAGUGGCCACGGGGGUCACCACUCCUGGGGGGAAAAGCCGAAGGCGGCGCACUGCCUUCACCAGCGAGCAGCUUUUGGAGCUGGAGAAGGAAUUUCACUGCAAGAAAUACCUGAGCCUGACAGAGCGUUCCCAGAUCGCCCAUGCCCUCAAGCUCAGUGAGGUGCAGGUCAAGAUCUGGUUUCAGAACCGCCGGGCCAAGUGGAAGCGCAUCAAGGCUGGCAAUGUGAGCAGCCGUUCCGGGGAGCCCGUGAGAAACCCCAAGAUUGUGGUGCCCAUACCUGUGCAUGUCAACAGGUUUGCUGUGCGCAGCCAGCACCAACAGAUGGAGCAGGGGGCCCGGCCCUGAUGGGGGUCCUGGGGUCCAGAAGGCAAAGGAUCAGCACCUGUGCCUGCCCACGACUCCCUGGGGGCUGCCGACGAGAGGGGCGUGGUGGACCCUGCUGGGGAGAGGUCAGCUGUGCUCCUGGAUUGCAGACUGGAGUGCGUGGCCUGGGACUGCUCUGGAGACCUCAGAACUGGCGGUCUCAGUGGUGCAGGGUUCAAAUGCUGAUCUCCGAGAGCUUCUGGAGCAGAAGUGGACUCCUGGGGCAGGGGUAUGAAAUGCCCAGGACCUACAGGGUUCCAUGGCUAAGGCCUGAGGGGGCAGCUUCUAAUAGAGGGGAGAAGGCCUGGGUGGCACCGGCCUGGGGCCACAGUUCCUUAUUUAUUUUGUGUAAAGUUUGUAUAUAUGGAACUAUUUUGUCUUUUGUCUGUCUGUACCCCAAAGGGGGACUGGGAAAACUGCUUCCUUGAGCUUCCCUCCAUUAGUCUCACCCUGCUACCGCUUUGUGAAGGCGCCAUCUCGCUGCUCACUAUAAGGACAUGCAAAGACAUGAGAUGGAACUGUCAUGGCCAAAGUGGGGGGUUCUUCAGCAGCCCCCCCUUCCACUCUUAAGCAUCCCUCCACAGUGCAUCCCACCCACCCCACCCCUCCCGUCACCACUGGGCUACUCUGUCCCCACUUCCUGUGAAGAGGCCGACUUUUCUGCUCCUGGCAUCUUCUCUCUGGGAGAGGUGGCACACUUCGGGGAGAAACUCCCUUCAGUCCGCACUGAGGGGAGACCCCAGUCUGCCCUGGAGAACAUCCAGGUCACCUACAUAGAGGACACCGUCCUGUCGGUAACGAGGGCAGGACAGGAGGCCCAUCCCACCACCUGAGCUGAUAGAGAGGCACACAGCCUCGUCUCGGCCUUCAUUUGCUCUCUCUCGUGUGCCAAGGCCUGGGGCAGAGGCCCCCAUUGCCUCUCUGCUCUUGCAACCUUAGCUGCAUUUUCUCCUGUCCGUUACGUUUUGAAGGGUUAGGCUCCCACCAGCCUCAGAGAUUACGGGCAAAGUCAAUCCGUGGAGCCGGGCUCUAGAUACCCGCAGUCGCUGGAGAAAGGAGACAGAAAGAAGCGCACUGUGGCUGCUGCUGGGGUAACUAGCUUUUUGGGGAGAAACAUGACCUGUAUGGACUAGAGAAGAGUGGAAAACAGAAAAAUGGACAAGCUGCAUCAGGCGGUCACCCACCAGGGAGGAUCAGAAGCACUUGCACGCCUGGCCUGCCCGACAGGCCACUCCGGCCACUGGUGAGCCCCGGAGGGGCCAAGGAGUCCGAGUCACACCGUUAGGUGUUGAAUGCCUCUUAGGAGACCAAGACAGUCUGUCCUUGGCAGUUCAUUUCUCCCAAGCCAACUCUAGCGAGGACACGGAGCUAGAGUAGGCUGGCUCUUUCUCCCGUCCUGGGAAGUUCAACUUCAGGAAGGCUGACAAUUUAACCUUGAAUACGCAGUCCAGGUCCAGCUCAUUCCCAGCAAGGUGUGGCUCACAGUCGAGGCUAGGACCCCUUAUGCUUGGCCUACACGGAAGUCAAGGCAGAGGCUAAGCUGCUACCUCUGCAGCUGAGCUGGAUGGAGUCCAGGUUCUGUGCCGGGGGAGCAAGCACUGGGCUGGAAGGUGGGGGAGGGGCGGCAUCCAGGCUUUUGGCUUUCGGUCAAGCUCCAACUGUGCUAAGCAGCGCGAGGCAGCCCAAGCAGCUUGUCUUUAGGGAGUCUGGAGCUAGCCCACAUUGGUCCCAGGGAACCCAGUCCUGUACCUACUCAUGACGCUGUCCAGAUUCCGCCCCGUGUGAGCCUCUUGACAGACUUGAAAAGGGGGAUGUGGGUGAAACAAUAAAAUCUGGUUUCCUCUCAA